Cavenderia fasciculata is the source of this 1296-nucleotide messenger RNA. It is a transcript of the gene thoc6, whose product is annotated as WD40 repeat-containing protein. Lineage: Eukaryota; Evosea; Eumycetozoa; Acytosteliales; Cavenderiaceae. Gene Ontology annotation, cellular component: transcription export complex; THO complex. The record is from RefSeq and is a predicted model, not a curated record. Gene Ontology annotation, biological process: mRNA export from nucleus. The coding region runs from base 1 to 1296 and encodes 431 amino acids. Gene Ontology annotation, molecular function: protein binding. The transcript is spliced from 3 exons.
AUGUCAAGAGAACAGAUUAUACAACACAUUAAACAAAGAGAUAUGAUAGUGGUGAGCAGUAUCUUUUCAAAUUGUGGAGAUUAUAUGAUUGCUGCUAAUAAUCAUGGUUUUAUCAAUAUUUGGUAUCUACCUGAAACUAUACUUCAUCAUCAACAUCAACAUCAACAACAUCAUCAACAACAACACCAUAUGGAUGAAGAUACAGUAUUGUUAUCACCUUCAAUUCAACAACAACAACAACAAUCAAAUAACAACAAACUUACAAAUUGUCACUACUCUUUUGAAACACCAUCACAGUCAUGUAUCAAUAGUCUUUUAUUGAUUAGUAAUGACUCUGUACUACUGUCUUCUGACGACACUGAUAUUCUUGCAUGGAAUUGGACAGAUAUCAAGAAAAUAAUCGGUGGACAAUUACCUCAACAAGCCAUUCAACCACUCUUUGUCAUACCAUCGCCACAAAAGGAAGGAAAGAGAGGUAGUCUAUCUGAAAGAUGUGAAAUUAAUUCAAUGGAUAUUGAUAAUAAUGGACAUUUAUAUCUUGCAUCUGGUGAUUGUAAUGCAUAUAGUUAUGAUUUGAAUACAUUGAAAUGUGUUUCGAGGUAUCAAGGACAUAAACAAUAUCUACAUAGUGUUAAAUGGAACAAACGAUACAAUUCACUCAUUACAUCAUCGGAAGAUGGUACUGUAAGAAUAUGGGAUGCAUCAACUGCCAUCUGUCAAACCAUCCUUUGUCCAAAGUUACAAAAAUCAAUAUCAGAAUCUGAUUCAUUCUUGUCUAAUCAUUCAAAUUCUUCCUCUUCUUCAUCUUCAAAUACAAGAAAUAAUAAUAAUAAUAAUGGUAAUGGAAACAAAAAUAAUAAUAAUAAUAAUAAUAAUGCUGGAAAUGGGAAUAUAACAAGAGAUCAAUAUUGGACAGGUCCAGUUGACAUUGAUGAAACUGGUAAUUGGUUGGCAGUUGGUGGAAAUAUGGCUAGUAUGUGGUAUCUUGGUAAAUUAAAUACCAUGUCCUCUCUAUUAUCAUCUAAAUUUAAUGAAUCUAUAUAUUCCCUUAUUUUUGAAAAAGAUAGAAUUUUAACAGCAGGAACAUCAGGAUAUGUAAAUUAUUAUGGAUUAGAUGGUAAAUUACUUAUGAAAGUACCAUCAACCUCUGAAAUAUUAUAUACACUGUCAUAUAACCCACAUCAACGAAAUCAAAUAUUAAUUGCUGGUGGAACAUCACCACUCAUUAAUACCUACAUCAAUCAAGAGAACAUUGCAUUUUCAUAUUACUUUUCAAAUCAACAAAGUUAUUUAUAA